Belonocnema kinseyi is the source of this 1683-nucleotide messenger RNA. RefSeq lists its product as uncharacterized. The transcript is spliced from 3 exons. Bases 1 to 1683 code for a protein of 560 amino acids. The record is from RefSeq and is a predicted model, not a curated record. NCBI's taxonomy places the organism in Eukaryota, Metazoa, Arthropoda, Insecta, Hymenoptera, Cynipidae.
AUGAUUUCUAGAUUCGAAAAUGAUGAGGCUCCACACGAUAACAGAUCUAUCAUCCCAAAGUCCAGUGAAGGAGACAUAAUCGAAGCUGCAGAUAUCGAAAAAAAUGAACCUGACAAAUUUACACUGAUCAAUCCACCUACUGAAGAGAUCCGUCCAUACGUCUCAACGCCUCUUGUUGGAUCAUUUCAAAUGAUUUCCGAAUUUCACAAUGAUAAAGGUUUAUAUGAUGAUAAUAACCAUAUUAACGAGGAUCGAAAGAGAGCCCUUUUGUUAGCGGGGCCUUGCCAACCUAAAGAAAGCGAUAUGCCUGGCGGAGAAUUUAAACAGUCCAACGACAAACGUCGCUUUAAUUCUACAUUCUAUUAUCAUGAUGAAAAAAAGCCAUUGAUAAGUGAUAAUUGCAGCCCUUGGUUAUCCUAUUUUCCAACUAAACAUUAUGCUUACUGCCACUUCUGUUGGUCGUUUGGCGAUGAAACUGCGAAGAAAAGUGCGUGGUGCAGAGGUUUCACCGACUGGAAACACUGUCAUUCAUCUGUCAAAAAACAUAGUUUGAGCAGGAUUCAUCUUCAAAAUGCUGUCGCUGCUGCCUCUUUUCUUCGACGGAAUGAUAUUCGUCGUGGACUUGAUCAACAAAUUACUGAAGAAGCUAAUAAAUGGCGCACGAUUUUGGAAAUUCUCUUUGACACCGUUAAAACUUUAUCAGGGUUGGGCAUUGCUUUUCGUGGGCACCGAGAAAAUCUACAAGAUGAAAAUCAUGGAAUUUAUUUGAGUGUCAUAAAAUUGACUUCCCGCCAUAAUCCGAUUCUACGAAUGCAUCUUGAAUCACUAGAUCGCAUUAAAUAUUUGAGUAAAACUAUAAAAAACGAGUUACUCAGUACACUAUCUGACCAAACCAGGAAUUCCAUCGUUGAUGCAGUCAAACGCGCGAAAUUCUUCACCUUGAUAGCUGAUUCAACGACGGAUGUUGCACAUAUAGAUCAAAUGGCAAUUCUACUGCGAUAUCUAGAUCUUCAAAAUGAAACUUCAAAAAAUAGUACAAAGAAAUAUUUAUUAGGUCAGGCGUACGAUGGAGCACCAGUGAUGUCAGGAAGUCGAGGUGGUUUACAAGCGAAGAUCAAGCAAUUUUUGGGUACAGAGGCAUUUGCUCCACGAUGGGAUCAACUUUUAGAAAUGAGCCAAAACUCAGAAAGGGAACAUUUUGGUAUUGAGCUCCUGAAUGAACUAAAAAAUGAAAUGUUAGAAUCUGAUAUUGCUUCAGAAGAGACAUCAUCUUUAGAUAAGUGUUCAACAGAAAAAUCAGGUGAGCGUGUGCUUCACGUCAAAGGAUUGAGUGGCACACGUUGGGCUGCACGUUUAAAAGCAGUUGCAGCUGUAAUACAAAACUUUGACUGCAUAUUGGAUUGUCUGGAACAGGAAAUUUCAAGAGACACUGCUACUGGAGGGGACAUAAUCACUGCACAAUCAUCGCUUUCAUCGUUAAACUGGUUAUUUUUCCUCAAUCUGUUGUGGUGGCAUUCUGCGCUUGAAAUAAUCAAUUCCGCACAGAUACAAAUGCAAAGAAAAGAAAUUGACUUGAUAAUAGCCCAGCGUUGCAUGUCGUCAGCAUUGAAGAAAUUGCAAAAUUUGAGAAAAGUGAAUGUCUACAAUGAUUUUGUCGAAAAAGCCCGUUGUAAAUGGAAGUAA